Messenger RNA from Podarcis lilfordi (Lilford's wall lizard), 6924 nucleotides. NCBI's taxonomy places the organism in Eukaryota, Metazoa, Chordata, Lepidosauria, Squamata, Lacertidae. The record is from the annotation of a GenBank genome assembly.
AUGGGAGAAGAUGGAAACUCCUUUAAAGUGAAUCUCAUCAAGCAAGAUGAUGGAGGCUCCCCCAUUCGGCACUAUCUCAUCAAAUACAGAGUUGUAAGUAAGACACUGCCAUCUGGGCAAGCCCUGCGUAGUGUUUUAUGAAUUGUUUCCUGGGCUGUCAAGUGAUUAAAAACAUUUUUCAUUCACUAUGACUUCAGUCAAUCUAAAUUUGUAUAAGUUUGCAUAUCAUUCUGAAGCAGCCUUUUGCUUUUUAGAUGACACACACGUGUGUCUUAGGAGGCACUUGCUACCUGCAGUCUUUAGAAAUACUUGUGUUAAAAACAGCAUUGUUUUAGAACAAAAAUCUUGCUUCUAAGCUAAUCCAGGACACAUCUUUAUUCAAUUAAAAGUUAUUUCCUUGGUUCUUCUGACCCAAGGCCUAGCCAACAUGGUGCCUUCCAGAUGUUGUGGACUAGAAAUCCCAUCAGCCCCAGCAAAUGUGGCCAAUCUUCUGGGAUAAUGGGAGCUGUAGCUCUCUCCAUUUUGGGGGCCUGGGCACCAAUUUGGCUACCUCUAACAGCUUGGGGCCCUCCUAUUUGAAGGGUUGCUUUACCCCAUAUGUGCCUAAUCGGCUGCUAUGAUCUGGGGAACUACUUGCACUUCUACGAGGACCAUAUAAUGUCCAUUCGGAUUCUUUGGAGAGUUGACCUUUCAGUGUAGCAGCACCUUUGCUUUGGAAUUCCCUGCCUAUUAACUGUAGGCAGGCACCCUCACUAUACUAUUGCAUAUGCCUGCUAAAAACUGUUUCAUUUCAGCAUGCCUGCCAGGCAUAAAAUUCACUUACAUGCACCUGUUUUUAACAUUUUGCUAAUGGUAUCUGUAUGUUAUUCAUAAUUUUAUGUUAUUUUAUAUUUUAGAGGGUUUUUUAUUUAUUAGGUGUUUUAUAAGAGGAUGUAGCCAAAGAUUUCUGUUGCUGUUAUGGCAUCACAGGAGUGACAGUAAUCACACAGCUCAAAGCUGGGGUUAACUCUUUAUUAGCAGAAAUACGAUCUCUGAAGACUUGGUUGAGCGUUAGGCCUAAUGAGCACAGCAGCUCAUUCCUGGUGGUCUUACUCUGAGAAACGCAGUUGCCGAGACUGAACGUCCCCACCUCCUCACAGCUGUCUGUCCCCUCCUCUCCGGGGCUUUCCCCAAGCACUCAGAAACUGCACCUGCGUGCAGCCAACCUCUCCUUCGCCCUUUUCAUGCCUCUUCUGGUUCUGGGAGGCAAGCAGGGAAGGGAGCUUGUUGCAGCAGGAGGAGGAGGAGACACCCAUGGCUCUGCACCAGCCCUGACUCAUGUCUAUCUCUUAGCCCAGGCAUAGGCAAACUCGGCCCUCCAGAUGUUUUGGGACUACAAAUCCCAUCAUCCCUAGCUGACGGGACCAGUGGUCAGGGAUGAUGGGAAUUGUAGUCUCAAAACAUCUGGAGGGCCGAGUUUGCCUAUGCCUGUUUUAGCCUCUCUCCUACCACUCUCCUGCUACAUUUUCUGCCUCUGAUUCUGGACUUCUCUCUGCCACCAGCUCUCAGCUCACUAAACCCUGUUACCUCUUCCCAGUCUUCUCCCUCUGACCACCCAUUGUUGUCUCACCCCAGGCUCUGAGCCUUCUUCCCUUGGUGGUUCCCCAGCUGAUUCCUCCCAUUAUACCUCUGUGUCCAACCAGCCCACGACAUAAGUUGGUUGUUGGUAUGUGUUGUACAACUCCGUUUACAGUCUAAUGUAUUUAUGCUUAUAUUUUUCUGUGUGGUGGGGAAGAGGCAGGAUGACCAGGCCUGAUCCCUGCACCAUCUGCAAUAUGACACAGCAAUCAGGUCCAGGUCAAGCCUGAUACAGUCGCCUGCCAUGAGUGAGACUGGCUUUGGAUCCAGCCGAACCUCAGCCAGGCUCAACCCCACCUCUUCCCCAGCCUUGGAUCAUUUUGGAUCUUUCUGCUGGCAAGCAUCCCACCAUUGCACUUCAUUGAGUGCAGCAGGCUUUCAGUGAGUGCAGGGUUGAGCUUACCUUGUCUUUUCAAAGUGGCUUAAGGUGGUGUUUUUUCUUCUUAUUCCAAUUAAACAUUUCUCCAGUGUUCUGUAGCCUCCUUGACUGCCAGUGGUUCAUGAUACGUGGGAUGGGGAGAUGCCUCCCCAUCAUAGCUGUCAACUUUUCCUUUUUCUUGUGAGGAAUCCUAUUCGGAAUAAGGAAAUUUCCCUUUAAAAAAGGGAAAGGUUGACAGCUAUGCUCCCCAUUUUCCUGUGCUUACAGGAGAACACUGCCAAGAACAUUGUGGGUUUUCAGAAAGUAUAGGUACCCGAGGGGGCUGUAGAAUGCAGACCCCUAGAGCAGUGACUUAUACCCUGAAAGAAAGGCGGCCCACAAAACUCCUCUGCCACCUCAAAAGGGAGGUAAGCACAAGACAAACCCAGCACACCACCUGUGAAAAUUUCAGCACAAUUUUAUUUCCCCUUUUGUGACUUUUAGACGUACUUUCUUUUCUCGUUAUUUGAUGGAAAGUGGUAAAAAGACCCUCUCCCCGCUAAAAAAGACAGAAUCGUUUUUCGGCCAGUCAGAAGCUAUAAGGCAUCUUCCUAGGCUCCUUUUAUUCCUACCACUUUUGUGCCAAAGGCAUUACUUUAGGGCAGAGAGGCAAGGAAACCGUUUGUCUGGAUCUAGAUGUUCAUGCGUGUUCAGAAAUCAUAGCCUUGUCUAAACAGCAGCUCACUGCUAAACUGCCCUCCCUGCCUUUUCUAUCCAUUCCCGCAACCCACGCUGCAUUUCCGCAGAAGCAUUCUGCUGAAUGGAAACCUGAGAUGCGUCUUCCUUCAAGCAGUGACCAUGUCAUACUCAAGGCUCUGGACUGGAACGCUGAAUACGAGGUCUAUGUGAUUGCGGAGAACCAGCAAGGGAAAUCCAAGCCUGCGCAUUAUGCCUUCAGGACUUCAGCGCAGCCAACCAUCAUCCCAGGUAUGGCAGCAACCAGCUUCCCGCCAUUGUUUUCUGCUUGGAAUUAAUGCAACAGCGCCACAUCCUUUAAUGUGCUUGAGUUUUUUAAAAACCAAAAAACACCAAAAUCCUCAGCAACUUGCUUGCUUACAGCCAUUCUCAUAACCGGUUACCCAUCUAAAGCUUUAUUACUCAGCCUUGGACAUACCAAACACGAUAGGUCGAUCCAUAGUACAGUCCAACUGGUUUAACCAUUUCCCCUGCCCGCCAAGUCCAUGAAGUGGUUGUUCUUUGUAACUCAUGGCACUCAGGUGAGAAUCUUCAAACCCAUCGUCAAGGCAAAGGGCAUAAUCCAGGUCCCGUGCCAUUGUUUCUGGCGAUGUGCUUCUCCUUUCCUCCAAUGGCCAGUGCUGUGAAGCAGGCCUGGGGGACUUGUAAACCUUCAGAUGUUGCUGGGCUACAACACCCAUGAUCCAUGCCCACUGGCCAUGCUGGCUAAGUCUGAUGGAAGCUGGAGUUGCAGCAACAUGAGGAGGGCCAACAUCAGCAGGGACUGUCAUUCAAAUGUACCUGUGCAUUUUUCACCCCUUCAUACCACAGGAGCAUCUCUGGCGUUGAAGCUUAAGCAGAUGAGAUGCUCAAGAAGUGUGAGCUUCUCUCCUUCUUAGUUCUCACAUGCGAUUUUUUGCUUUCUUUCAUAUUGGCUAUUUCCCAAAAAAUAUCCAAAGGAGAUGCAACCUUAAUAUUCAAAGAAAGCGUUCUAGCUUGAUUUUUACCACACAGAGGUAUAUUUACACAAAUGAGAAACCACAGAAGAACUGUAGUAAAUUAGGCACUUCAUGGUAUUAUUAAAAAUCAAAAGCGUAACUCAAUCUUUCUAAUGCAUACCAUAUAUCAAGCUAGUAAUGCCUGGAGGAAAACUUAGCAGCUUUGGAGCAGCUGAAGAAGGCCUUGGCCGGGGUGGUUAACCUGUGCCCCCUCCCCCAGAUGUUACUGGAUUAUAACUCCUAUCCUUUCCUAUUGGCCACACUAGCUGGGGCUGAUGGAAUCUUAACAUUUCUAAAGUCGCAGGUUAACCACCCCUUCUUAAAAUGUCAACCACAGGCAAAACCAAGCUUAGGGAUUAGCAAAAACUCUGGUGACACUUGAUAUUAAGUACCAUUGUGACCAUGAAAUUGUUCACCUCUACAGAACUCUUGCUAUUUUAGACCUUGAACAAAUAGCGUCUCAAAAAUAACUGUUUUGGCACAUUGAGAUAUUGAUUGCACAGCAAAUGCAGAACACCGAGUCCACAGGCAGAGCAGCUGCCUGAAUGUUGGGCUAUGAAAUCACGUUGCAACAUGCUGCUGUUAUUUGGAAAGUAAUGUAGUGAGCCGUAUGAGGAAAAUCACUCAUUCACUUGCCACACACCUCUUAGCCUAAGCUUUCUAUACUUGGUAAUAAGAAAAAAAUUAAAAUUCAACAUUUCUUGCCAAGGCAGCUUAAUCACACAUUGUGCCAAGAAGAACUGAACCUCAUGACGCAAAUUAAAACCAUGUUUAUAUUUGGCUUCGUUUGCUUAAUCCAUUUUGUGUUGGCUCAUGAAGGUAACGGGCAAAAGAGGAAAACAUUUUAGGAGCUAGAAAUAGAUUUAUACUAGGCCUGACAUAUUUUGGGGGUGCAGAAUCCUUCUGGAGGGGCAUAUGUCUGCAGCAGGCAAGUGCAAGGGAUACUAGAAUCACUGCAGUAUCCCUUGAAUUUAACAACUGCUGCUAGAAGCAUGUCCCCAAGGAGGAUUCCCCACCCACAAAUAAAUCCCAUUGUGCCUGGAAUACAUCUAUAUUUACUCUUUUUUGCCUAUCAGUGAUGUUUCCCCCAUUUUUGUGGUGUAUUUUACUCAUCAACUUGAUGAGCAACAAACUAGAGAGAAGGCUAAAGACUUCACUCCCUGUUCAUGGCAAGCCCUGUGCCUCCAUGCAUAUAGCUCCAUUUUUGGGUAAGGGUAAUGGAGACACCUUGGAGAAGAAGGCUUUACUUGGGCUUUGUGGUAAUCUUUGCAUUUUGCCUUUUCUCCUCUUACUUUCGGAAGGGUUGAGGUGGACACAAUGUCAUUUGCCACCUAAAGAUUAUGCCUAACUCAGUAACAUACUAAACUGACUGAUGUUCUCGUUUGCCACACCAGCAUCUCUAAUGUUCCACACCAUCAACUCUUUGAAGGACAAAUUUCAUGGCCAGAGCUGUAACAAAUUCUGGGGUAGGGCAGUGGUGGUGUUUGGUUCUCAAGCACGUUUUCCAAUUCAAAUUUCUUUCCAAGAAUUUGAAUUUAUAUCUUCCUGGUUUGACUUCCCCUUCCCCACCCCAGCCCCCAAACAUUCCAAAUUAUUGUUGGAUCCAGAUCACUAAAAGAAAAAGAAAAAUGGUAUUUAAAAGGGAAUUGAAUUGGCUGGUUGAGAUUUGGCAUUAACGCCAUAAAACUGAGUCACAGAACAGGCAGCCAAAUUUCAAAGUUCAAGUCUAAAAUUUAAGCAUUUGGCUUUCUGGCUGGAAAAUUCUUUCAAAAUUUUGCAAAAAAUAAAAAAUCCAUUUCAGCUCCAUUUUAUAACCUGUUUUAAGUUCAAAUGGAAAAUGUGACAGUUUACAAAACAGGGGUGAAGAGCAGUUGGUAGCCCUUAGGGUUAGCAGAGGUGCACAAGAAAUUAUCAGCUGGGAGGGACCAGAGAAGACUGGACUCUUCUUCCCUUUAAUGGCGUGUGAGGCACUGCUGCCGUUGUGUGGUUUAUUUAGCUCUGGUGUGGUGUAGAAGGUGCUAUACAGAAUGUGGCAAGACCAUUCUCUGUCCAGAGGAUUUGUAGUCAACAUUAUGCCGACACAAUUGGCACAAGGGGAAGGAAGUCCAGGGCUGGCAGUGAGGUGAGGGGUUGGGGAAAGCAUGGCAAUUCUGGCUGGGACUAAUGGGAGUUAUACCCUAAAACUCCUGGAGGGCACCAAAUUGGCAAAAGCUGCUUUGAGUCAACUCCCUCCUUGUUAGUGGUGCCCAUCCUCCAGCUUGGUAACCCAUAGGUCCCAAUCUCUAUGCCAACAGCACGUACUGUCGGCCACAUUCUGUAUUCUUAAAUGGGAGCAGCUGACUUGUUAGAGGUUUGUAGUCCAGGUAAGGUCUGAGACGUGCCUCUCUUGGGAGACCCAAGUGGUUAUUAGGAGACAAGCUGCAAUCUCUUCCCCAGUAUUUCUGGAUGUUGUGGGUGUUUUUAUUGCCAGCAAGGAUUCUCUGGGGCAGCUGCUUAUGGAGUUCUACCCAAGGACGAUUAGAAAGGCAGAGGCAAUUCCCAAAGUUGAGGCGAGUUUCUUGGGCAGGCUGGGCAUUAGGUAGAAGUGGGCUUGUUUAUUCUUGCAUUGAAAAUCCCCAUUGGAAAGUGUUCCUUUGCCAAAUACUGCCAGCUCAUUCCCUUGUCCUCCAAGCAUCCUCUGUCACAGUGUUGAUUUCCGUCUCAUUUGCUCGCUAACCCUCCAUCCUCUCCAAAUUCCUCUUCUCGCUGCCAGCUUCCAUAUAAACCUUUACCAUUACCAUUGCUGCUGCCGCUGCUGCUCUGUUUUUCUAACCUUUUGGACAUUUUUUUAAAAAUUAUACUAAGUUAAAUAAGCCUUUUAAAUUCUUAUUGUUUUUUCUAUAUUUAUGAUGUUUUUUUUUUCUUUUACCUAUUUUUCUCUCUUUCUCUCUUUCUUUUCCCCCUGUAUCCCUUCCCCGCCCUUGUUCCUUUCCUGUGUCUGUCAUCAUACAUGUCACUUUGGACCCCAAUGGAAACAUCCACUUCACAUACACCCAAUCUUUUGUUUUAAUAAUGAUGAUGAUGGUGAUGAUUUAAAAACCAACAACACCCAACCAUUUUCUGACCCCAUCUUGGGAAUCAUUUGUGGCGGCUGCAGCAACCCUGGGAUGUCCAGCGGCCUCGUCCCCCUUUGUCUUGUGGCUCAUCUCUGCAGCAGCUCUGCUUCUGCUCUGUUAG